UGAUGUUAUUAAAAAAAACAUUGACAGUCGUGAAGAAAGCUGUCUGCGUUGUCGUCCACGGUCAACCUACUUCACAGAAACAACCCAGGAACAGGUGAUGCGUGGGUAUACUGUCCUCAAUAUCAGAACAACUCACACAUAUUCAGGAUCAAUCCAUGUUGCUCUGCAAUACCAACGGCGUCGAUAAACAGGUGUGAUGAUAUACUAGUGUGACUGCGACUACAUAUAACAGCGGGUGUAUUGGAACACCAGGAUCUGGAGCAGUACCUUGAUGCCAUCGGUGUUCUUUGUUUGUCUCUGUGAUGCAAGCGUGGGAGACGGAACCCAGGACGUAAUAGCAUGAUACGUCAGUGUUGACUGUCAACAGAAGGAACAGUAUAGCGCUGAGGACAAUAACAGCAUGGGGAAGUUUGGUCUGGUUCCGUUGGCAUCCCCGUCAACGCCGGUCUGGCACGCAGUGUGGGUGCUGCUUGUCGUGCAGGCAUAUGGGGCACCCACCAGCUCAACGCUCGACACCAACUCUACUCUCAUCAACCAGACCCAAACAAGUCAGGACCAACCUGUGUUAGAUUCUACAUUCAGCAGCCAGGCCCAAACAAGUCAGGGCCAACCUGUGUUAGAUUCUACAUUCAGCAACCAGGCACAAACAAGUCAGGGCCAACCUGUGUUAGAUUCUACAUUCAGCAACCAGGCCCAAACAAGUCAGGACCAACCUGUGUUAGAUUCUACAUUCAGCAGCCAGGCACAAACAAGUCAGGGCCAACCUGUGUUAGAUUCUACAUUCAGCAACCAGGCACAAACAAGUCAGGGCCAACCUGUGUUAGAUUCUACAUUCAGCAACCAGGCCAAAACAAGUCAGGACCAACCUGUGUUAGAUUCUACAUUCAGCAGCCAGACGCAGACAAGUCAGGACCAACCUGUGUUAGAUUCUACAUUCAGCAGCCAGACGCAGACAAGUCAGGACCAACCUGUGUUAGAUUCUACAUUCAGCAACCAGACGCAGACAAGUCAGGACCAACCUGUGUUAGAUUCUACAUUCAGCAACCAGACCCAAACAAGUCAGGACCAACCUGUGUUAGAUUCUACAUUCAGCAGCCAGACGCAGACAAGUCAGGACCAACCUGUGUUAGAUUCUACAUUCAGCAACCAGGCCCAAACAAGUCAGGACCAACCUGUGUUAGAUUCUACAUUCAGCAACCAGGCCCAAACAAGUCAGGACCAACCUGUGUUAGAUUCUACAUUGAGCAGCCAGGCCCAAACAAGUCAGGACCAACCUGUGUUAGAUUCUACAUUCAGCAACCAGGCCAAAACAAGUCAGGACCAACCUGUGUUAGAUUCUACAUUCAGCAGCCAGACGCAGACAAGUCAGGAUGAUCCUUUGUCAGAUUCUACAUUGGUCACCAAGACAGUGACACCCCACGAGCAACUUAUGUCUGAUUUUCCAACAUCACCUGCAGGGUCGGACCUCCAGACAUCAGUCAUAAAUACUGAUUCCCCAACUGCUCCGUUAUCAAGCAUACUGUCACCGACAGGCAACGGUAUCAUAGCACCAUCAAGCACGUCACAAAAUGAAAGUCUGACAUUCAAAUCUGACUCUGUUAGAAAUGCCAACCAAAUGCAGCCAUUAGACAAACAGUCUGAUCUUACCGAAAUAUUAGCAAAUAAAACUCAUGUCCCUGAUCCAUCUCGAACUUGGGUAGAGUCAAGCAGCUCCUCGCUAUCUCUCAAUGAUUACAUCCUGCAGCUGUUUGAUCCUGACGCCUCGUACAGAAAGUGCACGGACGUCGUUAGCAGUUGGUAUGACGCUUGGAGAAAGGCAAGACUAAGAUCUACCCAGCAUUCCGAAAUACACUCUUCAAGCCCCGGAUGCUAUUCUGAUUCAAUGUCAAACAUUGGCUGCGUAAGUGAAGCUCCUACCGAACACUACACUCAGAUUGAGCCAAGUGCGAGCUUCCGGUUCCGGUCUGAUCCUAAUGAACUUUCAAGCCUUGACUCGACUGAAACGGGCGAGGUCAUGUCCUACACCAGUGAAGCUAGCCUUCCUUUUAGCCCAGGUUCAGAGAUAUCAGAACUUAUUAUGCCUGAAACAACAGCGCACGAAACCAUGUCCUCUUCGUCUGCAGUUGAUAGUGUCAUCGUUUCAUCAGUGAAUUAUACAUCGUCUGCUACUGACAAUGCAACUGUAGAAUUCGUUUCAGAAAUGUACAACAUGUCAUCGUCGUUUGUACCAGACACUGUACCUUCUAGGUUCUCGGGGACGCCAGUAUCGACACUGACGACUAACGAUAUGGAUUGCACUGACUGCAUCACACCAUCUUCCGUAACAUUAUCUCGGAGUACUCCAAACAAAACAAGCAUAUUUCAAGGUCCUCAGCAAACAACGCCCUUAAAUAUAUCUUUGGUAGUUUCAACAGGAACUAUGAACGUAGAACCAGAUUUGCAAUCGAGUACGUCUGAAGUCCCAACAAUGAUUGUUUAUUACAAUUUCUCAGGGUCUAUAGUUUUCUGUGAAACUACAAUACCACCUAAAGUGCAGGUUUCUAGCAGUUCAGAGUUUCUACAGUCAUUGUCAGACUCUACCAACUCUCUGUCAUCUGCGACAACUAUCACAGAAGGUACUGGGAACAAUGUUGGAGGUGGAGGAACAGUAACAGACGACACGACCCCGAAGAUAGGAUCCACUGCAGGGGGAACCACGGCUGUACCAGACGGAUCCAUCGGGUCCGUCUCAUCUGGAUCUGGCACUGGAAGCGGGGGAGUUUCUGUCACUACAGGGGGACUGGGGCCCGGAAGGACGGAGUCGGGGGGAACAGGGACAGGGACGUCACUAGAAGUCCAAGUCCUCAGAACAACACCACAGCCGACCACUAGAAAAAAAUCGAACAAUGUGUCCCGGUCCGUGGUGAUUGGCCUUGUGUGUGGGGUAGCCUUCUGUGUCGGCUUCCUGGUCAUGUGUCUGUGCUUCUUCAAGUUCUGCUGCAACGGCCCCAGCAUCUCCCCCCAGCUGUACAACUACAAGCCCCAUAACCCCAACGACCCCCAGCUCGCCCCCUCACCCCCCACCACCCACAGGGCGAAGAAGAUAUUUGUUGCCGAUUGAUCCUUGGAAAUUCAAUAAAAACAACAAAAGUCGACAUUGAAGACAAUAAGAAGAAGAUUCACUUGCAAGAGAGUGAGUGUAUAGGGUUCUACUCUACAACCGAGUCUGGACUAGGCAAGCAAGUGGUUGAUAGUGUGAGCACUCAUUGUAGUUACAUCGUCUGCGAGGAUCACCUGUAUCUACAUAUUAUGACCUGACUUGAUUGCAGUGAGGAUAAUACAAAUGAGAGUCCGUGUCUCAAGCGUAUAUCCUUCUGCAUACUACAUGGAACGGGGUGAGACCCGUGAAGAUCCGGGGUAGAAAUAGGCCUGCAGCAACCCAUGCUUGCCGUGAGAGGCGACU
Molecule: messenger RNA, 3442 nt
Organism: Haliotis rufescens (red abalone)
Lineage: Eukaryota; Metazoa; Mollusca; Gastropoda; Lepetellida; Haliotidae
Product: probable GPI-anchored adhesin-like protein PGA55
Exons: 3
Coding region: 401-3100 (899 amino acids)
Source: RefSeq, a predicted model, not a curated record